Toxorhynchites rutilus septentrionalis is the source of this 3067-nucleotide messenger RNA. RefSeq names its product golgin subfamily A member 2. The transcript has 4 exons. Gene Ontology annotation, biological process: Golgi organization. Lineage: Eukaryota; Metazoa; Arthropoda; Insecta; Diptera; Culicidae. The record is from RefSeq and is a predicted model, not a curated record. The coding region runs from base 55 to 2886 and encodes 943 amino acids. Gene Ontology annotation, cellular component: Golgi cis cisterna; Golgi cisterna membrane; Golgi apparatus.
UUGUGCACAUCCCUAGCCCAGUGCACCAUUUAUCAAAACAUAAAAGUCGGAAUCAUGGCAGAUAAGCGAGAGAAAAUUGCUGCAGCUCGAAAAAAGCUAAAGCAGUACCAAUCGAAGCAAAAACAGGACACUAGCUGCCGGAGUGAAAAUGAUUCCGAACGAGAAACUCCUAUUCCGGGGUCUAUGAACAGCAGCAGCAGUUUCAGCGACUUAUGUGCAGCAUCAGUGACAGACAGUGACAUACGCAAUCAAAAUCAUCUACCGCAAGAGCAGCCUCUGGCAGCGGAAAAGCAACCCUCAUCAUACGGUGUUUCAAAUUACUUCAACGCCAGCGGAGGCAGCCAGGCUAUGCAAGAUUUCCUCGCUAUGGAACCCCAAGUAGCACCACCACUGGCUCCUGUGGAGGCCAGUGUACAUAGCAUUAAUCGUAUUUCCAGCGAGAUUGGUCAACUGAUCGCGAACGCGAGCGCUGAUUUGGGUCCCCAGAAUACUAUACUGGAACUGGAGUCGGAAAAGGCAGACCUGCUGCGUACGUUAAACGCUCAGAGGCUCGAAAAUGACGAACUUCGACUGAGGUUGCGAAACAAUCAAUCGCUGACGGAAGAGCUCAAGAACGACAUCGAUCGGUUGAAGUUGGAGAACAGCACCAAAGUGACGACCGAAUUAGGACCAAUUCAAGAACAGCUACGACUGCAGACACAGGCCGUCGGUAUGUUGGUUGGCGAGAAAGCCGAACUGACUGCGACCCUGAGCAAGUAUCAGAGUUUGGUGAAGGAGAAAACGGCGGAGAGCGACGAACUGCAGAAUCGGCUAAAAGCAUCUAGGGCUACAGUGCAAAAGUUGGAGAAGGAAAUCGAAGGAAGCAGACAGUCGGGACGAAAGUUCGAUGAAUUGGAACGAACGAUUUCCAAACAGUUACACGAGCACCAAGAAGAAGCAAACAAAUUCCGCAAGCUAUACGAAGAUUUGCUGGAGGAUUUGGGUGAGAUGAAGCAAAAACUGACUGUUCGAAAUAAGGAAUACCGUUCCGUUCAGGAUGAGUUAGAACAGAGUCGAUACGACCUGAGUUUGGCAAAACUUCGAAUAGAGCAACUUUCGUCGGACGACGAUCAAGAUUAUAACGCAAAAAUAGAGUCGCUGAGUCAGCAGAACCUUAUUAAAUCUCAGCAAGUGAAAGAUUUGCAGGAACUUAUCAAACAAAUUGGAAACGAGCGGGACCAGAGCAACCAACAAUAUCAAAACUAUGUGCUACAUUUAAACAAAGAGGUUGCUAACCUAGCGGAUAAGAUUCAAGAGUUGACCGAGGAAAAUAACCGUCUUUCAACGCGCGAAGAGAAUUUGGUGAGGCACGUAGGUGAACUAGAGAGACAAAUUCAACAGCAAAUGAUAAAGCAGAAAACGUACGCCGCCCAGAAUCAGGAGGAUCCGUCGGAGGUUGACGGAACGCGGCACACAGCUCUUGAGGCCGAGAUAAGGCUGUUAAAAGAGAAGGUUUCCACCAUGGAGGUGGAACGGGCCGAAUAUAUGAAGGAAAAUGAAUCCGUCGAACAGCUACGGCAAAAAUAUGAAGAAAAGAAUAAACAAAACGAGGAACGAAUAGCUGAACUGUUGCUUACGGUGGAUCGACUGCAAAUGGACAAACCAGAUUUCGCUAAACUGAUUGCGGAAAUCGAAAGCGGGAAAGUAGGUGCCUCUCGUGCGGUUUCUCAAAAUAUGGAACUAAAAGCACAGCUGGAAGAAAUGCAGAAAGCUUUCGUGCAAAUUAGCAACGAUAAACUCGAACUGACAGACAAACUGCAAACAGAGCUUCAUCUUGGAAAAGAAAUGAAAGCUACCUACGGUCACCUAGAAAGUGAAUUAAACUCGAUCCGAGAGAAGCUUCACUAUAAGGAUGAAGAAAUGAUUCGUUUAGCACACGAAACCGUUGAACUGAAUAAGCAAAUUCUGCAGCAACAUCAAGAGAUCGAUCGAUUGCGGUAUUACGAAUCCAGAGCAAAUGAUGGUAACGUGUUACAGCUUGAACUGCAACGCACACAAGAACAACUUCAACUGCUGCAGAACCAUCGAAACGAUACAUUGUCUAGCGCUAACAAAAUCGAACAUUCUUGCAAUAAUGACCACGACAAUGAGACUCAUCAUCACGGUCACCAUGAUCCCCACAGGGAAAUUGAAAUUUUAAAACAAGAGAAGGAAGAAUUAGUCAAGGUCAUCAAUAGUUUUCAGAGCAGAGCAAAGGCUAGCCCGAACCACAGUGUGGAAAACGGUAAAGAUCAAUCCGAUGGCAUCAGCGAUAAUGUUUCGGCAAUUAGUCUUCCAAACAGCGAAGCCAUGGAAAAACUACAGGAACGUUUCAGGCGCACCAUGCUGGAAGUAGCCGAGUUGACAGACGAGAAGCAACGUUUGGAGCAUUUGGUAAUGCAACUGCAAGGAGAAACCGAAACAAUCGGUGAAUAUAUCACACUGUAUCAGCAGCAACGCCGUCUGCUCAAACAAAAAGACAUGGAACGUGAUCACCAGCUGCAGCGGUUAGCAAACGAUCGCGAAAUGAUGAAGCUGAAGCUUAAGGAACUGAAUUCUCUCGUCCACCAGCUGGUGCUGGAGAAGGGUGGUGGAUCAGGUGCGAAAUUUUUCUCAAGUCCAACGCCAUUAUCUGACCAAUUGCAUUCCACAACGUCACCUCUCAUUGACCUGCCCACCACCCCUGACAGUAACUCCCGACCCGCUAACGAGAAUGGAGAUCGGGACGAGACAAAAGUGCACAUCAAACCGACCGAAACCGCUGGUCGGAUAUUGUCUCUUCUGACCGAUAUCAAGGAGGCAAAUGUUGCCUACGGGAGUGGUGUACAACACUGCUCUUGCUGUUCCGGCCGAUUGGAAACCGUUUGAAUUUAUUUCAUCGAAACGCGCGAGACAAAGCUCCAUAAGUCAUUUGCAGAAUGUAGUACAGUUUUUAUGUUUAUGUUCAAAAUAGUCGGUGUUUAUGCCCUUCACGUAAAGAAAUGCUUUACAGUGUAACUGUAGUUUAUUUUUUUAAUAUUUAAACAUAAAACAGUGAUUUUAGUUCCAA